Lactuca sativa (garden lettuce) is the source of this 723-nucleotide messenger RNA. RefSeq lists its product as uncharacterized. Lineage: Eukaryota; Viridiplantae; Streptophyta; Magnoliopsida; Asterales; Asteraceae. The record is from RefSeq and is a predicted model, not a curated record.
AUGGAUAGAUUAUGCAGUUCCGGGUUUGCAUGGAAAUGGAGAACCACCUCUUUUGAUGCUGACUCUCUUCUAGAGUUACAUGAGUUUCACAAGUUGGUUGGAUCAGUUAAUCUCAGUCAAUCACUCAAAGUUGGUUUCCGUUUCAAACCCAAUUCAGAAGGUAUCUACACUGUGAACAGUCUAAGGCGUAUGGUGGACUUGAAAAUCAACCAAUACAAAGGACCUUUGAUUUGCUGGUCAAAAAGCAUACAUUUAAAAGUCAAAUGCUUUAUAUGGAGGUCUAUGGAAAGAAUUUCAGUAGCUGAUGCGUUAGCUCAGAGGGGUAUAAUGGUCCAAAACACGACUUGUUCAUUGUGUGGUACCUAUGAUGAAUCCACUAACCAUUUACUGAUUGGCUGUGAAUUCUCAAAUACAGUUUGCGAUUGGAUUUUCCGGUGGUGUGGGAUUCAACAUAGGCAAUUUGAGAAUGUAAGAGACCUCAUUGAUUUUGCUGCAACAUGGGGGAAUUGUCCCAAGAAAAGGCAUCUGUUGAGCAUGAUAGUAUACUCUACCAUUUGGAACAUAUGGCUGACCAUGAAUGAUAGAAUUUUUAAAAAGAUUGGAGUAAACCCUACCAAGACUGCAGACUCCAUUAUAGCUCAAACUUUUGAAUGGAACAAACACAGGAGGAAUGGAAUGGAAAGCUGGAUGGAAUGGAGUUGCUAUCCAUUUUCCUUUUUUUAG